Molecule: messenger RNA, 912 nt
Organism: Ostertagia ostertagi
Lineage: Eukaryota; Metazoa; Nematoda; Chromadorea; Rhabditida; Trichostrongylidae
Source: the annotation of a GenBank genome assembly
AUGGCAACUGAUUCACUGAGUGUCGCAUCGACCCAGGCCGACGAGGACGAGGUGACAGCGGCAGAGAAUACGGUGGAUUCGACGUGUGUCGGCCAGCGCACUUCCGAAGAGCAUGCCGAUGAACAGGGCUAUAAUCGGCACUUCAAAAAGAAUGCAAACACCACCAGCAGCGGAACGAGCCGUUCGCCGGCACAAGGCCGCAACUUUAGCUCUCGUGGCUCUCGUGUGCGACAAGUAGAACUGAUAUUGCAGUACCAAUCGAGAGGAGGGAUGUUUAAUUCUGGCAGAUUUGCUCAGACUUCACCACCUUACAUGGGUAGAAUGUAUGGCAUGGCGACACCCAUGGGUGUACAGAUGUCAGUCGUCCCACCAUUUCCCGGCGAAUAUUUUGAGCCACAAGGAAGCAUGUUUUCGCCUCGUUUCCGUUUUCCGCCGCCGUCGCCGCUUCGCAACUACAAUGGUCGCAGCGGUCCAGAAAGUGGUGGUGGUGUGAGACGUCGUGCCAAAAGUCCCACUUCAGUACCAUCUAGCUGCGAGAACUCAAGUCCGCAACAGGCUCGCGAAGUGGGCGGAGAUCGUGGACGAGAGAGACGGGUAAGGGAGUGCCGCGAGAAUCGUGAUGAACAGAAGAGCACACCAAAAGAAUCGUCAGAAGAGUCGCUGCAAAUGUCUCCUCCCACGAAAACUGAUUCAUCCCGGCGUGAUCACCAGAAAUUUUCGGCAGCUACACCCACAAACGAUCCUCGCUCGUCGGCACCACUUCGCAGUCUUCGUACCGAGUCAGGUCGCGUCACAUAUCCGCUGAUAUACGUCUCGCCGGCCGGCUCUAUCUCCGUCAUACUCGCACAUGCCAUUAUCAUCGAAAUGUCUAUCGAUCGCUGCGUUCGCGUCGUGUGUCAUGAUAAGUUUGCU